This is a messenger RNA of Hydra vulgaris (swiftwater hydra), 1113 nucleotides long. The record is from RefSeq and is a predicted model, not a curated record. NCBI's taxonomy places the organism in Eukaryota, Metazoa, Cnidaria, Hydrozoa, Anthoathecata, Hydridae.
AUGCAUUACAAUAAAAAGCAAUUACAAGAAAAAACACCAAAUUCUCUUAGGGAGAGAGUAUCCAGAACAAAUAUUGAGCCUGUAAUGUGCACAGGAUGUUUAGAAUUUUAUGCCAGAACAUUUUUUAAAAGACACACUAUCAAAUGUAAUGAAAACUCAUGUACAUCUUUAAUACCUUUACCAAUUUCGUCUAUGGAUAACUUAAUAAAAGAUUUAAGCGAAGAUUUUAAAAAAAAUAUUAUUGAAAAAUUAAGAGAUGACGAAAUUGGAAAAUCAGUGAAAAAUGAUCCGAUAAUACUAAUGAUAGGUUCUCGUCUUUUUAAUAAAAUAAAAAGAAAAAAAGAUAAGCAAAAUGAAGUGAAGAGAUCCGUAAGAGCUGACAUGAGAAGAUUAGCUAAUUUAUAUCAAAAUUUUAAAAAGUUUCAAAUUAAAACUGUGUACAAUAAUGCAACGGACAUGUUUUUGAGGACAAACUUUAUGCAUCUCUCUUCAGCAAUAUUAGUUUACACAUCAUCAGAAAACGAAGAGCAAAAAUCAGCUUUAAAACAUGCAUUAUGCUAUUUGAUAUUGAAUGCAGCUGAAAAACUUGUUGGACAUUUUUUAUCUCUAGAAAAUGAUAGCGUUGCCAAUGAUAUUUGCAAUUUUAUUAAACUUUUUAAACUCGAGAAAGAUAAUAUAUUUGCAGAUGCAAAUUACGAUCUGAUUUCCAGAAGAAAUAGAAAACACAAAAAGCCAGUAAACUUGCCACUUGAAAACGAUAUUGAACUGCUUAGAAAUUAUACCAUGGUGACAAUUGAGAAGAUUGUUAAUGAUAAAUUUAUAACGUGGGAUAUACAUUAUUUUGUGUUACUAAGAAACUGCCCAGUCACAAGGUUGUUUUUUUGGACAGGUUUCUGUAAUAUGAUUUUCUUAUUCUUAAGGUUGACAAUAUUUAACGGAAAAAGGGGUGGUGAACCUGCUAGGUUGCUUAUCAGUGAUUGGAAAGAUGCAGAUGAAGAGGCGUGGUUAGACCAACAAAGAAUUAAAACAUUGCAAAGCAAAGAAACCAAAAUUGCUUAUCAAAUUGGAAAAGGAAACAGAGAUGUUCCCUUUUUAUUCCUAAUGACACAGUAG